Hipposideros armiger (great roundleaf bat) is the source of this 679-nucleotide messenger RNA. RefSeq names its product lactoylglutathione lyase. Lineage: Eukaryota; Metazoa; Chordata; Mammalia; Chiroptera; Hipposideridae. The record is from RefSeq and is a predicted model, not a curated record. The coding region runs from base 1 to 558 and encodes 185 amino acids. The transcript is spliced from 2 exons. Gene Ontology annotation, molecular function: metal ion binding; lactoylglutathione lyase activity.
AUGGCAGAACCGCAGCCCGUGUCUGGCGGCCAUACCGACCAGGCUGCCCUCGGUUGCUGCUCGGACCCGGACCGAAGCACUAAGGAUUUUCUGUUGCAGCAGACCAUGUUGAGAAUUAAGGACCCUAAGAAGUCACUGGAUUUUUAUACUAGAAUUCUUGGAAUGACACAACUACAAAAAUUCGAUUUUCCCACUAUGAAGUUUUCACUCUACUUCUUGGCUUAUGAGGAUAAAAAUGACAUCCCAAAAGAAAAAGAUGAAAAAGUAGCAUGGGUAUUCUCCAGAAAAGCUACGCUUGAGCUGACACACAACUGGGGCACUGAAGAUGAUGAGAGCCAGAGUUAUCACAGUGGCAAUUCAGACCCUCGAGGAUAUGGUCACAUUGGAAUUGCUGUUCCUGAUGUACACGGAGCUUGUAAAAGAUCUGAAGAACUAGGAGUCAAAUUUGUGAAGAAACCUGACGAUGAGGGUAAAAUGAAAGGUCUGGCAUUUACUCAAGAUCCUGAUGGCUACUGGAUUGAAAUUUUGAAUCCCAACAAAAUGACAACUAUUAUUUAGUUCUGUGAGAAUACUGCUGAGAUUUCAGUGAAGAUGGUAUGGGAGAUAAAAAAGAAAACAAUGUGAUUCAAGAUAUUUAGAUAACAGAAGCAUCUAGGAAUGAGGCUUCUAGGAAUUCGAA